Messenger RNA from Penaeus vannamei (Pacific white shrimp), 334 nucleotides. The record is from RefSeq and is a predicted model, not a curated record. Lineage: Eukaryota; Metazoa; Arthropoda; Malacostraca; Decapoda; Penaeidae.
GACGCGGGCGGCAGCAGAUGUCGAUGGAGGCCGCUGUCGUGAAGCUGCAGGCGGUAACCCGGGGUAUGCUGGCGCGGAGGAUCGUGAGGGAGAUGCGAUACCACGAGGAGCUUUUCCUCGGCUUGCGCCCCGACCCGAGCCUGGACCGCAGCUGGGGGUCGAAGCUGGAGAAGGUGAAGCAGGCGAGGUACCGGGCGCAGGAGGAGAGGAAGAAGGAGCUGGAGGAGACAGAGAAACGCAUCCAGACGAAGAUUAUCUACGAGGAAGGGGCGCAUCUCCUUACCACCAUGGAGGACAAGAUCAGGGAGUGGAUGUUCAGCAAAAAGUAAGUUUG